Messenger RNA from Strongyloides ratti, 1017 nucleotides. RefSeq names its product Glycoprotein-N-acetylgalactosamine 3-beta-galactosyltransferase 1. Gene Ontology annotation, molecular function: N-acetylgalactosaminide beta-1,3-galactosyltransferase activity. The coding region runs from base 1 to 1017 and encodes 338 amino acids. NCBI's taxonomy places the organism in Eukaryota, Metazoa, Nematoda, Chromadorea, Rhabditida, Strongyloididae. The record is from RefSeq and is a predicted model, not a curated record. Gene Ontology annotation, cellular component: membrane. The transcript has 3 exons.
AUGCCAAGGAAACAUAUACAUAUACUUUUCUCAGCUAAUAGUGAGAUUAAAUUUACUAAACAACAUUUUUUUGUUCAUAUUAAACAUACAGUACAAUUUAUAUUACUCCUUCUAGGAAUAUUUUUUGUUGUACGUUAUUGUAUGAAAGUACCUGAUUUAAUUAAUACAAAAAAUUAUCCUUUUUGGAGUGAAUUUUUGGAUAACAAAACAUUAAUAAAAAGUCAUUAUAAUCUUUACACAUCACCAGGUGCAAAAAUCCUACCGAUAUCGGGAGAAUUAUUUUGUUUUACAGUAACAAAUGAAAAAUAUCAUGAAGAUAAAGUUAUUGCAAUAAAUAAUACAUGGAUACAAAGAUGUGAUCAUGGUGAAAUAUAUACUGAAUCUAAAAAUAAUCUUGAAUCAAAUAUUCCAUUUACUGAUUUAUUUAAAUAUCUUUCUAAAGAAUUUAAUCAUCCUUUUUGGAGAACCAUAAUAUCUUUACAAUAUAGUUAUACAAAAGUAUCAAAUAAAUUUAAUUGGUAUUUAAAAAUUUCUGAUGAUACAUAUAUAAUGGUAGAAAAUUUAAAAAAUAUUCUUAGAAAAUAUGAUUCAAAUAAAGCAUAUUAUAUAGUAUUACUUUCAAAUGUUUAUUUAAAUGAAAAAGAGGGUAGUUAUGUAUUUAGUAGAAAAGCAAUGGAAAUAUUUACUAAAAAACUUCAUCAAAAUGAUUCAUUAUGUCCAUAUAAUUCAAAUGAAAUAAUAGGUAUUAUAGAAUGUAUGAAAAAUAUUGGAGUUGAAAGAUUAACUAAAGUUGUAAAAGAUUCUAAAGGAAGAGGAAGAUCACGAGAUUGGAAUGUCAAAAUGGGAUUACAUUUUAGAAAAGAAGAAAAUAAAAUAAGAAAUUAUAAAAAUUCUUUCACAAAAAAACGUGAUGGUUUUCCUAAUUUUGAUAAUGAUUUAAUAUCAUUACACCAUUUAACUCCAAGUGAAAUGUUAACAAUAGAUAUAUUUUUAUAUCAUAUAAAAAUAUCUAAUUAA